AUGUCUUCUUCUGCAGAUCAACAACAAGAACAACAUCAUCACGAACAUAAUGGCCAAUGUUGUGGUGGAAAUCAUCAACAAGCACAACACUUGACUGUUAAUGAUGUAUCACCAAAUACUCUUUCUGGUGAUGAAUCAGAAUUCAAUUCGGGAUCCUCUCAUAACACAAAGAAGAAAGUCUCUGGUAUUAGUAUUAAGAAGAAAUCAUCUACUUCAUCAUUGGGUGAAGCAGGUUGUUCCCAUCAAAUUGAUUAUAGUCAACUUAGUGCUGCUAAUAAUCAAAAUCUCUCUCGUCCAGAACCAUCAGAUCCUAAUGUUUCUUACACCAUUGAAGGUUUAUUACAAAAGAAACCAGCUGGUAUUAAUGUACCUAUUCAAUUCGAAGAAGAAUUCACUGAAGAAGAACUUGUUGCUCAACAAAGUUAUGAAAAGUUGUUGAAUAACAAUAAGGAAUUUGUUUCAGACAAGUUGGGUUCUGAUCCUGACUUUUUCAAUAGAAUCAAGGAUGUUCAAAAACCAGAUUACAUGUUAAUUGGUUGCAGUGAUAGUCGUGUACCUCCUGAUCAAUUGACCAAGACCCAACCAGGUCAAAUUUUCAUUCACAGAAAUGUUGCCAACUUGGUUGUCAAUACUGAUGUUAAUGCCAUGUCAGUUUUACAAUAUGCUGUUGAAGUUUUGCAAGUUAAACACGUCAUUGUUAUGGGCCACACUCGUUGUGGUGGUGUUAUGGCUGCUUUGACAAAUAAGCAUUUGGGUUUAAUUGACCACUGGUUGAGAAAUAUUAAGGAUGUUUAUCGUCUCCACAAGGCAGAAUGGCCAACAACACAUUGUCCUGAAUUUAAGUGUUCAUUCAGAUCAAGAAGAUCACAUAAUUGA
This is a messenger RNA of Naegleria gruberi, 876 nucleotides long. RefSeq lists its product as uncharacterized. The record is from RefSeq and is a predicted model, not a curated record. NCBI's taxonomy places the organism in Eukaryota, Heterolobosea, Eutetramitea, Acrasida, Naegleriidae. Bases 1 to 876 code for a protein of 291 amino acids. The transcript is spliced from 2 exons. Gene Ontology annotation, biological process: carbon utilization. Gene Ontology annotation, molecular function: carbonate dehydratase activity; zinc ion binding.